AUCAUUCCUCGCACAGCAGAGUUUGAUCUGCUCUUGUGGUGGAAAUUGAAUGGUUUGAAGUAUCCUACCUUGCAAUCAAUCGCAAGGGACUUUCUGGCAAUCCCUAUUACUUCUGUGCCUUCUGAGAGUGCAUUUAGUUCUGGUGGGAGGUUGUUAGACCCUCACCGGAGCAGGCUGCAUUAUUCGACUGUGGAGGCAAUGAUGUGUACUAGGAGUUGGAUAAUGGAGGACAUGCAACGAGAUUCGGAGGCUGCUGUGGAGGCAUUGGAUGGACUCUUCUCAACAAUGACACUCGAAGAUACAACUGUGGAAGAG
This is a messenger RNA of Linum tenue, 315 nucleotides long. The record is from the annotation of a GenBank genome assembly. NCBI's taxonomy places the organism in Eukaryota, Viridiplantae, Streptophyta, Magnoliopsida, Malpighiales, Linaceae.